This is a messenger RNA of Struthio camelus australis, 1578 nucleotides long. The record is from RefSeq and is a predicted model, not a curated record. Lineage: Eukaryota; Metazoa; Chordata; Aves; Struthioniformes; Struthionidae.
AUGCAGCAGCUGCUGUGGCAACAGCAGCUGAGGGACUGCUUUGGUCCCCACCUGCUGCCACCCCUUGGGGUCCAGCGGGGCCAGGGAGGGCUGAUCCCUGCCCAACUGGCCACAGGCACCCUGUCCUGGCCCUGGCCCCUCACCUGCCUUCCCUCCUGCCACCCUGGGGCACCUGGUGCCGCCUACCAGACAUUGCUGUGGCUGGAUGUCUGCGAGGCCUGGCUGGGCUUUGGCCCAGGCUAUGGAGACAGAGUCCAAGGGGUAAUUGUGAACAUGAGCCGUCAGCGUUUCUCCCUCUUUGCAGGACCUUCCAUUGUGACCCCUCCUAAGGACAUCUGGAACGUGACGGGAGCACAGAUCUACCUGAGCUGUGAAGUCAUAGGCAUCCCAACCCCCGUCCUCAUCUGGAACAAAAUAAUUCGAGGACAGUAUGGUGUCCAGAGGAUGGAGCUUCUGCCUGGGGACCGAGAGAACCUGGCUAUCCAGACCCGAGGGGGCCCUGAGAAACACGAAGUGACUGGUUGGGUCCUGAUAUCUCCUCUGAGCAAAGAAGAUGCUGGAGAGUACGAGUGUCAUGCAUCAAAUGCCAAAGGAGAAGCAACAGCUUCUGCAAAAAUCCACGUUGUGGAAACCCUGCAUGAAAUAGCCUUGACCAAAGAUGAUGGUGCAGAGCUGUGAUGUGAGGACUUUCACUUACGCAUCGUUUUAAGUUAGUAUUUUGGAAAGCUGCAACCUCUGACUUUUUCUAGCCCACUGAUCAGUUCCUUCUUACCGUCAUUAUCCCCUGAAUACAGAUUUGCUUGCACACUUUUUUGCAGAUAUACAAAUAAACAGAUUCACAAGUAUGAUUACAAAUUUUAAUUAUAUUUACAGGAAAUAAACAUACAAUACUUUUGAGCAGUAGACAGCAGAUGCGUAAAAUUGUAUUUUGAAUACAACCUACACAAAAUGAAACACAACCUGAGCACUUCAGUCUCACCAUUUAAAAAAAUCCUUUUAAAGGCUAAACACUCAUCAUUCGAGGUGCGAUACUCAUAGACAUCAGUUCUUGGAAAAGGAGCUUGCAGGCAUAGGGCAUUCGAACCAAAGAGAUCUGGAAAUACAUUUCAAAAGACUUGUGAUAAGCACUUCUAAAGCAUGAACUUCCACUUUUCAGAUCUAGCUUUAAGCCAAAAACUUGACGUUAGGUAUUGAAUCACUUAAUGAGAAGUGCUCAAAGGCAUUAACAAAGCAAGAGGGAGGCCAAGAUAGUCUAUAGAGGCUACACAACAGUUAUUCAGAAUUCAUUUUUAGUGGUAAAACCUGCAGCCAGGAGAUCAGAUCUUAAACAAAAGCCAUUUAACAAGGGAAUAAGUGCAUAGGAAAGUAUGUCGGGUAUGCGUUAAAUGCAGUUAGGAUUUCCUGCAUACAUCUCUUCAGUAGCCCAAAGCCAUUGUUAGAAUUGCUAGUCAGUCCCCAGCACAAGAACAGGAUUGUUCAAGAUAGCUAUUUUAAUCUGUGCUGCCACACCCUUGACACAGCUCUGUAACCAAGCACACACUAUAGAGCUAAAUUUAAAAAAAAAAAAAAAAAAAACCA